GUGUGUGUGUGCGUGUUGUCACGCAGAAAAUUUUAGCCCAAGAUUUGAAUUCACCAAUCUGCAUAUACACCCAUUCACACUUUAGUGACAAACACUGUAUGAGUCACUUUACAUUCUGUUUUCUACAUUAACCCAAUGCUUUGAUUUGUAGAGUAAGAUGGAGUUUGAGGAAGUUGCAGUGUAUUUCUCUGAAACCGAGUGGGAAUAUUUAAACGACUCUCAGAAGGCACUUUACAAGGAUGUGAUGAUGGACAAUUAUCAGACGCUUGUAUCACUUGGAUUUAUUGAAAAACCAGUGAUCAUAUCAAGCAUUGAAGGAGGAAAGGAUUUAUGUAUAAAUAAUCCUUUGGAUGGAACCUUUUCACGAGGUUUCACAGAAGACAACAAAUAUGGGUCUAAUGAGAGAGAGAGAGCUGAAGAAGAUAACAAAAGAACGGUACCCAAUAACCUUUAUGAUGAAAAACCUUUCAUGGCUACUCGUACAUAUAAUCUUCGGAAUUCCAAAGGGACUCCAAAUGACUGUAAGAGUGAUGUGAUGAUUCAUACCAUAAAUCAAUUUAUCAAAUACUACGAAAGUAGUGACAUCAGUGAAACAGACUCAGAGUAUGGUUCUCGUCACAUUAGAAAGAAAACGGUUCGUAAAAGUAGACGACAAAAACAAAGUCAAAAGAGGAGAAGCAUUCCACAGGAUUCCCUUGUUGUAAAAGAGGAAUUUAACUGUUCUGAAUGCGCAAAGAGCUAUGUUAACAAGUCAUGUUUGGAUAGACACCAGAAAAAACAUUGUGAGAAGGCUCUUCACAAAUGUUCUCAAUGCGGAAAAUGCUUUUCCUUAAAAUUUCAUCUUCUUCGUCACAAACGAAGCCAUGCUGUUAAGAAGCCUUUUUCUUGCAAUGAUUGUGGAAAAUGCUUUUCUGAUAGCUCCACGUUGCUGAAACACCAGAGAAUCCAUUCUGGGACUAAACCAUUUGAAUGUUUAGAGUGCGGAAAAUGUUUUACGAUCAGCACGUAUCUUAUCGUACACCAGAGAACUCAUACUGGUGAAAAACCUUACAAAUGCUCUGAAUGUGAUAAAAGCUUUAGUCAAAGUUCAUCCCUUAUGAUACAUCAAAGAACACACACUGGAGAUAAGCCAUAUGCUUGUACAUUUUGCAGGAAGACAUUUAAUCACCAUUCACAUCUCGUUACUCACAGACGAAUUCACACAGGCGAGAAGCCGUUUGCUUGUCCAGACUGCAAUAGGAAAUUUAACCACAGCUCCCAUUUGGUGUGUCACAGAAGGACUCACACAGGCGAGAAACCCUAUGCAUGCACAGAAUGUGAAAGGACAUAUGCGCAAAGGCAACAGCUUGUUAAACAUCAAAAGCGUCAUGCAGAAGAAGGACUCAUCUUGCGCAAGCCUGUUGCCAUAUAGAUGGUAGUUGUGGACUUUUUUCCCCGUUGUUUCUUUGGAACUUUAAAGCUCAUUGAGGUUUAUUUACGAACCUGUAAGUUGUGGUAUUUUGAGAACCAAAUGGAAACAUUCAGGGCAAUUUUGAAAUACAUUAUCCAAGCAUUUAAAAUGUAUGUGUGUGUGCUUUUGGUUUUUUCCCUUCUGCUCAGUGUUUGUCAAUCAGUUAAAUUUCUUGUUUACUAGGUGAAUUCCCACAUCUGUUCAACUCUUUGAAAAACUACCAGCCACAGGACAUCAUAACAUGACUUUACAUAGUAUAUGUUUUUGUGUUGUAAGUCAUCUUUAUAAAUUGCAAUUAUUGUCUAGUGUGGUGGUUCCCAAGCCUGUCCUAUAAGGGACAGUAACAAUACUCAGGAUUUAAUAAAUUUCCAGUUCUGACAAAU
Messenger RNA from Pelobates fuscus (common spadefoot toad), 1833 nucleotides. RefSeq names its product zinc finger protein 501-like. The coding region runs from base 158 to 1411 and encodes 417 amino acids. Lineage: Eukaryota; Metazoa; Chordata; Amphibia; Anura; Pelobatidae. The transcript has 3 exons. The record is from RefSeq and is a predicted model, not a curated record. Gene Ontology annotation, biological process: regulation of DNA-templated transcription.